Leguminivora glycinivorella is the source of this 1527-nucleotide messenger RNA. RefSeq names its product cytochrome P450 4g15-like. The record is from RefSeq and is a predicted model, not a curated record. NCBI's taxonomy places the organism in Eukaryota, Metazoa, Arthropoda, Insecta, Lepidoptera, Tortricidae. Gene Ontology annotation, molecular function: oxidoreductase activity, acting on paired donors, with incorporation or reduction of molecular oxygen; monooxygenase activity; heme binding. The coding region runs from base 39 to 1508 and encodes 489 amino acids. The transcript is spliced from 10 exons.
UCUCCACAGGGAAGCUCGUAUAAGUUUAGUUGGGAACAAUGUUGAUAGUGAUAAUAGUGUUCGUGUUGAGUGUUUGUUAUUAUGCGUAUUUCAGGAGUACGCGGAGGCAUUUCUACGAGUUGUCUCGGAAACUGCCUUCUGUUGGGGAACUUCCGGUGCUUGGUCAUACGCACUGGUUUAUAGGCGGGCCGGAAAGAAUAUUAAAUAAUAUACAAACACUGACCAGUAACAUAGAAGCCUCCGGCGGGUUAGGUCAUGUCUGGAUUGGGCCUUCUAUCUACGCCGUAAUCCUGAAUCCAGAGGAUAUACAAACAGUACUGGAGAAGUGUUUGCAAAAGGAUGCAUCUUACAAGUUCCUUCGAACAUGGCUCGGAAAUGGACUCUUUGUGGCUCCAGUGGAUCUCUGGAAAGUACACAGACGUCUCCUUCUGCCCAUGUUCCACAACCGAGUGGUGGAGAGCUUCACCGAAGUGUUCGGGAAACACAGUGAGGUAUUGGUGCAGACACUGCAGGAGAACGUGGAUGGGCCCGAGUUUGACGUGUUCAAAUACGUCACACGAUGUUCAUUGGACAUUGUGUUUGAAACCGCAAUGGGGGAGCGAAUGGACCUUCAACACAAGCCAGAGAACGGGUACGUGAGCGCGCGCAACACGGUAAUGUCCAUCAUCAACAUGCGCUUGUUCAAGGCGUGGCUGCAACUCGACGCCAUCUUUAAUCUCACGCCGUACGCCAGUGUGCAGAAGAAAAAUAUUGAGGAGACCCACCAGUUUACUGAUCAAGUUAUAAGAAAGAAAAAGCUAUUGAAGGAAAACUCUAGUGUUAGCCCUGAAGGAAUUGAAGAAGAUGGAAGGCGCGACAUGUUAGACAUGCUGUUAAGCCGAGAUUCUCCAUUCACCGACGAGCAGCUUCGAGAGCAUAUCGACUCCAUUACCAUAGCUGGGAACGACACCACCUCGCUGGUAGUGGCAUAUGCGCUCGUCCUGCUCGGCAGCCAUAAGGAAGAGCAGGAUAAAGUAUAUAAAGAAUUAAAACAAAUAUUUGGCGACUCCAAAAGAAUCCCUAGUAAAGAAGAUUUAAACAAAAUGGAAUACCUAGAACGGGUCAUAAAGGAGACAAUGCGGUUGUACACAGUGGUCCCGGUAAUAGCAAGAGAAACACAGUCUGAAUUAAAACUAUCGACUUGCACACUACCCGCCGGGGUGGGUUGCGCCAUAGUGCCGUUCGUGCUUCACCGCUCCAAGAGGCUCUGGGGCCCGGACGCCGAUGACUUUCGACCCGACCGCUUCCUGCCGGAGAACUCAGUCGACCGCCACCCUUGCGCCUUCAUUCCUUUCAGCUUUGGCAGCAGAAAUUGCAUCGGUCGCUAUUUUGGAAUGCUUGCCAUGAAGAGUUUGCUUGCAGGCAUCCUUCGAACAUAUGAAGUUUCAGCUAAACCAUGCGGUGCUUUGAAAAUAGAGAUCUUGCUCAUUCCGGUAGCUGGACAUAUGGUAAAUUUAAGGAAGCGGUGAUAAUAUAUAAAAUACGAAA